AUGAAUUUGAGAAGAAGCACAGCAUUAAAACUAACUUUAAUCACAAUCGUACUGUCAUAUGCUUGUGGACAAUGUGUUGCUAAUGCUCAACCAGUUAACUCUGAUGACGAAGAUGCGCAUUCGAAAGCUCAGAAACCCAAUACACAAGGGAUACUAUGCGAUGCAAUAGAUUUGGUUUCAAUAGCGCCUAAAUUUGUAAAAACUGUGUUGAAAACUAAGAACAUUAAGGAUAUAUUCUGUAAUGAGAAAGCAUUUACUCAAUCACAUCAGAAGCCCAAUCACAACGGAAAACAUAUUGGCAUUCCGCAUUCUGAACCAGGAAUCAAUGUCAAAACUGAUACAGUCCAAACUACAAAUGCACCAAUAAUAUCUACAAAAAAAUAUACUCCAGAAACAAAGUAUCAAACAAAACCAACCUAUAAACAAUCUACAUAUGAACCAACAGAUAAAUCAAAAACCAUAGUUAAUGUAGCAGCCGCCAAGCCGACUACUACUGCGUACACAUAUCCUACACAGAAAUCUUAUAAGGACCACGAGUAUGUGACUGGCGCUAAAACGGUCAGACCUACAUAUAAACCAAUUUACAAACCAAAAACUACCAGUCACGCGGGUAUAGUGGAAACGACCACCAAGGGGUAUAUGCAUCACACACCAAAAUUUUCAAACAAAUUCGUGACCGAGGCUCAAACAGUGAAUCCUAUUUACAAGCCAACUCACAGGCCACAACCUACCGUUAAGAAGGAAACAGCCAAACCGACAAAGAGCAACUAUACUCACCCUACUUACAAAUCAUGGCACGACUACGUAACCGAGACUCAAACGGCCAAGCCUACAUACAAGCCAACUAAUAGGCCACAACCUACCGUUAAAAAGGAAACAGCGAAACCAACAAAGAGUGACUACACUCAUCCUACCUACAAAUCAUGGCACGACUACGUAACCGAGGCCCAAACGCUCAAGCCUACAUACAAGUCAACUUAUAGGCCACAUCCUACUGUUAAAAAGGAAACAGCGAAACCAAAAAAGAGUGACUACACUCAUCCUACCUACAAAUCAUGGCACGACUAUGUAACCGAGGCUCAAACGGUCAAGCCUACAUACAAACCGACUUACAAGCCACAAGCUACCAUUGAAGUGAAAACAGUGAAACCGACAACGGCCGAUUACACUUAUCCUACUCACAAGUCAUCGCACAAAUAUGUGACUGAGGAUCAAACGGCCAAGCCUACCUACAAGCCGACUUACAAGCCACAAGCUACCUUUGAAGUGGAAACAGUGACACCGACAACGGCUGAUUACACUCAUCCUACACACAAGUCAUCCCACGAAUAUGUGACUAAGGCUGAAACGGUCAAGCCUACUCACAAACCGACUUACAAGCCACAAGCUACCGUUGAAGUGGAAUCUAUGAAACCGACAACGGCUGAUUACACCCAUCCUACACAGAAGUCAUCCCACGAAUAUGUGGCGGAGGCUGAAACGGUCAAGCCCACCUACAAGCCGACUUACAAGCCACAAGCUACCGUUGAAGUGGACGAAGUGAAACCGACAACGGCUGAUUACACUCAUCCUACACAGAAGUCAUCCCACGAAUAUGUGGCGGAGGCUGAAACGGUCAAGCCCACCUACAAGCCGACUUACAAGCCACAAGCUACCGUUGAAGUGGACGAAGUGAAACCGACAACAGCUGAUUACACUCAUCCUACACAGAAGUCAUCCCACGAAUAUGUGACUGAGGCUGAAACGGUCAAGCCUACUCACAAACCGACUUACAAGCCACAAGCUACCGUUGAAGUGGAAUCUAUGAAACCAACAACGGCUGAUUACGCUCAUCCUACACACAAGUCAUCCCACGAAUAUGUGACUGAGGAUCAAACGGUCAAGCCUACUCACAAACCGACUUACAAGCCACAAGCUACCGUCGAAGUGAAAUCAGUGAAACCGACAACAGCUGAUUACACUCAUCCUACACACAAGUCAUGGCACGAAUAUGUGACUGAGGCUCAAACUGUCAAGCCCACCUACAAGCCGACUUACAAGCCACAAGCUACCGUUGAAGUGGACGAAGUGAAACCGACAACGGCUGAUUACACUCAUCCUACACACAAGUCAUCCCACGAAUAUGUGACUGAGGCUCAAACUGGCAAGCCCACCUACAAGCCGACUUACAAGCCACAAGUUACCGUUGAAGUGGACGAAGUGAAACCGACAACAGCUGAUUACACUCAUCCUACACACAAGUCAUCCCACGAAUAUGUGCCUGAGGCUCAAACGGUCAAGCCUACCUACAAGCAAACUUUCAAGCCAGAAGCUACCGUUGAAGUGAAAACAGUGAAACCAACAACGGCCGACUACGCUCAUCCUACACACAAGUCUUCCCACGAAUAUGUACCUGAGGCUCAAACGGUCAAGCCUACCUACAAGCAAACUUACAAGCCAGAAGCUACCGUUGAAGUUGAAACAGUGAAACCAACAACGGCCGAUUACAAUCAUCCUACACACAAGUCUUCCCACGAAUAUGUGACUGAGGAUCAAACGGUCAAGCCCACCUACAAGCCGACUUACAAGCCACAAGCUACCUUUGAAGUGGAAACAGUGAAACCAACAACGACCGACUACGCUCAUCCUACACACAAGUCAUCGCACGAAUAUGUGACUGAGGCUCAAACGGUCAAGCCUACCUACAAGCAAACUUACAAGCCAGAAGCUACCGUUGAAGAGGAAACAGUGAAAUCAACAACGGCCGACUACGCUCAUCCUACUCACAAGUCAUCCCACGAAUAUGUGACUGAGGCUCAAACGGUCGAACCUACCUACAAGCCGAAUUACAAGCCACAAGCUACCGUUGAAGUGGAAUCAGUGAAACCGACAACGGCUGAUUACACUUAUCCUACACACAAGUCAUCGCACGAAUAUGUGACUGAAGCUCAAACUGUCAAGCCCACCUACAAGCCGACUUACAAGCCACAAGUUACCGUUGAAGUGGACGAAGUGAAAACGACAACGGCUGAUUACACUCAUCCUACACAAAAGUCAUCCCACGAAUAUGUGACUAAGGCUGAAACGGUCAAGCCUACUCACAAACCGACUUACAAGCCACAAGCUACCGUUGAAGUGGAAUCUAUGAAACCGACAACGGCUGAUUACACUCAUCCUACACACAAGUCAUCCCACGAAUAUGUGACUGAGGCUCAAACUGUCAAGCCUACUCACAAACCGACUUACAAGCCACAAGCUACCGUUGAAGUGGAAUCUAUGAAACCGACAAGGGCUGAUUACACUCAUCCUACACACAAGUCAUCCCACGAAUAUGUGACUGAGGCUCAAACGGUCAAGCCUACCUACAAGCAAACUUACAAGCCAGAAGCUACCGUUGAAGAGGAAACAGUGAAAUCAACAACGGCCGACUACGCUCAUCCUACUCACAAGUCAUCCCACGAAUAUGUGACUGAGGCUCAAACGGUCGAACCUACCUACAAGCCGAAUUACAAGCCACAAGCUACCGUUGAAGUGGAAUCAGUGAAACCGACAACGGCUGAUUACACUUAUCCUACACACAAGUCAUCCCACGAAUAUGUGACUGAGGCUCAAACUGUCAAGCGUACUCACAAACCGACUUACAAGCCACAAGCUACCGUUGAAGUGGAAUCUAUGAAACCGACAAGGGCUGAUUACACUCAUCCUACACACAAGUCAUCCCACGAAUAUGUGACUGAGGCUCAAACUGUCAAGCCCACCUACAAGCCGACUUACAAGCCACAAGCUACCGUUGAAGUGAAAUCAGUGAAACCGACAACGGCUGAUUACACUCAUCCUACACACAAGUCAUCCCACGAAUAUGUGACUGAGGCUCAAACUGUCAAGCCUACUCACAAACCGACUUACAAGCCACAAGCUACCGUUGAAGUGGAAUCUAUGAAACCGACAAGGGCUGAUUACACUCAUCCUACACACAAGUCAUCCCACGAAUAUGUGCCUGAGGCUCAAACGGUCAAGCCUACCUACAAGCAAACUUACAAGCCAGAAGUUACCGUGGAAGUGGAAACAGUGAAACCGACAACGGCCGAUUACACUCAUCCUACACACAAGUCAUCCCACGAAUAUGUGACUGAGGCUGAAACGGUCAAGCCUACUCACGAACCUACCUACAAGCCACAAGCUACCGUUGAAGUGGAAUCAGUGAAACCGACAACGGCUGAUUACACUCAUCCUACACACAAGUCAUGGCACGAAUAUGUGACUGAGGCUGAAACGGUCAAGCCUACUCACGAACCUACCUACAAGCCACAAGCUACCGAUGAAGUGGAAUCAGUGAAACCGACAACGGCUGAUUACACUCAUCCUACACACAAGUCAUCCCACGAAUAUGUGACUCAGGCUCAAACGGUCAAGCCUACUCACAAACCGACUUACAAGCCACAAGCUACCGUUGACGUGAAAUCAGUGAAACCGACAACAGCUGAUUACACUCAUCCUACACAGAAGUCAUCCCACCAAUAUGUAACUGAGGCUGAAACGGUCAAGCCUACUCACGAACCUACCUACAAGCCACAAGCUACCGUUGAAGUGGAAUCAGUGAAACCGACAACGGCUGAUUACAUUCAUCCUACACACAAGUCAUCCCACGAAUAUGUGACUGAGGCUCAAACGGUCAAGCCUACUCACCAACCGACUUACAAGACAGAAGCUACCGUGGAAGUGAAAUCAGUGAAACCGACAACAGCUGAUUACACUCAUCCUACACACAAGUCAUGGCACGAAUAUGUGACUGAGGCUCAAACGGUCGAACCUACCUACAAGCCGACUUACAAGCCACAAGUUACCGUUGAAGUGGACGAAGUGAAACCGACAACGGCUGAUUACACUUAUCCUACACACAAGUCAUCGCACGAAUAUGUGACUGAGGCUCAAACGGUGGAACCUACCUACAAGCCGACUUACAAGCCACAAGUUACCGUUGAAGUGGACGAAGUGAAACCGACAACGGCUGAUUACACUUAUCCUACACACAAGUCAUCGCACGAAUAUGUGACUGAGGCUCAAACGGUGGAACCUACCUACAAGCCGACUUACAAGCCACAAGCUACCUUUGAAGUGGAAACAGUGACACCGACAACGGCUGAUUACACUCAUCCUACACACAAGUCAUCCCACGAAUAUGUGACUAAGGCUGAAACGGUCAAGCCUACUCACAAACCGACUUACAAGCCACAAGCUACCGUUGAAGUGGAAUCUAUGAAACCGACAACGGCUGAUUACACCCAUCCUACACAGAAGUCAUCCCACGAAUAUGUGGCGGAGGCUGAAACGGUCAAGCCCACCUACAAGCCGACUUACAAGCCACAAGCUACCGUUGAAGUGGACGAAGUGAAACCGACAACGGCUGAUUACACUCAUCCUACACAGAAGUCAUCCCACGAAUAUGUGGCGGAGGCUGAAACGGUCAAGCCCACCUACAAGCCGACUUACAAGCCACAAGCUACCGUUGAAGUGGACGAAGUGAAACCGACAACAGCUGAUUACACUCAUCCUACACAGAAGUCAUCCCACGAAUAUGUGACUGAGGCUGAAACGGUCAAGCCUACUCACAAACCGACUUACAAGCCACAAGCUACCGUUGAAGUGGAAUCUAUGAAACCAACAACGGCUGAUUACGCUCAUCCUACACACAAGUCAUCCCACGAAUAUGUGACUGAGGAUCAAACGGUCAAGCCUACUCACAAACCGACUUACAAGCCACAAGCUACCGUCGAAGUGAAAUCAGUGAAACCGACAACAGCUGAUUACACUCAUCCUACACACAAGUCAUGGCACGAAUAUGUGACUGAGGCUCAAACUGUCAAGCCCACCUACAAGCCGACUUACAAGCCACAAGCUACCGUUGAAGUGGACGAAGUGAAACCGACAACGGCUGAUUACACUCAUCCUACACACAAGUCAUCCCACGAAUAUGUGACUGAGGCUCAAACUGGCAAGCCCACCUACAAGCCGACUUACAAGCCACAAGUUACCGUUGAAGUGGACGAAGUGAAACCGACAACAGCUGAUUACACUCAUCCUACACAGAAGUCAUCCCACGAAUAUGUGACUGAGGCUGAAACGGUCAAGCCUACUCACAAACCGACUUACAAGCCACAAGCUACCGUUGAAGUGGAAUCUAUGAAACCGACAACGGCUGAUUACGCUCAUCCUACACACAAGUCAUCCCACGAAUAUGUGACUGAGGCUGAACCGGUUAAGCCUACUCACGAACCUACCUACAAGCCACAAGCUACCGUUGAAGUGGAAUCAGUGAAACCGACAACAGCUGAUUACACUCAUCCUACACACAAGUCAUGGCACGAAUAUGUGACUGAGGCUCAAACGGUCGAACCUACCUACAAGCCGACUUACAAGCCACAAGUUACCGUUGAAGUGGACGAAGUGAAACCGACAACGGCUGAUUACAGUUAUCCUACACACAAGUCAUCGCACGAAUAUGUGACUGAGGCUCAAACGGUGGAACCUACCUACAAGCCGACUUACAAGCCACAAGCUACCUUUGAAGUGGAAACAGUGACACCGACAACGGCUGAUUACACUCAUCCUACACACAAGUCAUCCCACGAAUAUGUGACUGAGGCUGCAACGGUCAAACCUACUCACAAACCGACUUAUAAGCCACAAGCUACCGUUGAAGUGGAAUCUAUGAAACCGACAACGGCUGAUUACACUCAUCCUACACACAAGUCAUCCCACGAAUAUGUGACUGAGGAUCAAACGGUCAAGCCUACUCACAAACCGACUUACAAGCCACAAGCUACCGUCGAAGUGAAAUCAGUGAAACCGACAACAGCUGAUUACACUCAUCCUACACACAAGUCAUGGCACGAAUAUGUGACUGAGGCUCAAACUGUCAAGCCCACCUACAAGCCGACUUACAAGCCACAAGCUACCGUUGAAGUGGACGAAGUGAAACCGACAACGGCUGAUUACACUCAUCCUACACACAAGUCAUCCCACGAAUAUGUGACUGAGGCUCAAACUGGCAAGCCCACCUACAAGCCGACUUACAAGCCACAAGUUACCGUUGAAGUGGACGAAGUGAAACCGACAACAGCUGAUUACACUCAUCCUACACAGAAGUCAUCCCACGAAUAUGUGACUGAGGCUGAAACGGUCAAGCCUACUCACGAACCUACCUACAAGCCACAAGCUACCGUUGAAGUGGAAUCAGUGAAACCGACAACAGCUGAUUACACUCAUCCUACACACAAGUCAUGGCACGAAUAUGUGACUGAGGCUCAAACGGUCGAACCUACCUACAAGCCGACUUACAAGCCACAAGUUACCGUUGAAGUGGACGAAGUGAAACCGACAACGGCUGAUUACACUUAUCCUACACACAAGUCAUCGCACGAAUAUGUGACUGAGGCUCAAACGGUGGAACCUACCUACAAGCCGACUUACAAGCCACAAGCUACCUUUGAAGUGGAAACAGUGACACCGACAACGGCUGAUUACACUCAUCCUACACACAAGUCAUCCCACGAAUAUGUGACUGAGGCUGCAACGGUCAAACCUACUCACAAACCGACUUACAAGCCACAAGCUACCGUUGAAGUGGAAUCUAUGAAACCGACAACGGCUGAUUACACUUAUCCUACACACAAGUCAUCCCACGAAUAUGUGACUGAGGCUGAAACGGUCAAGCCUACUCACAAACCGACUUACAAGCCACAAGCUACCGUUGAAGUGAAAUCAGUGAAACCGACAACAGCUGAUUACACUCAUCCUACACAGAAGUCAUCCCACGAAUAUGUGACUGAGGCUGAACCGGUUAAGCCUACUCACGAACCUACCUACAAGCCACAAGCUACUGUUGAAGUGGAAUCAGUGAAACCGACAACGGCUGAUUACACUCAUCCUACACACAAGUCAUCCCACGAAUAUGUGACUGAGGCUCAAACGGUCAAGCCUACUCACCAACCGACUUACAAGACAGAAGCUACCGUGGAAGUGAAAUCAGUGAAACCGACAACGGCCGAUUACACUCAUCCUACACACAAGUCAUCCCACGAAUAUGUGACUGAGGCUGAAACGGUCAAGCCUACUCACGAACCUACCUACAAGCCACAAGCUACCGUUGAAGUGGAAUCAGUGAAACCGACAAUGGCUGAUUACACUCAUCCUACACACAAGUCAUGGCACGAAUAUGUGACUGAGGCUGAAACGGUCGAACCUAUUUACAUGCCGACUUACAAGCCACAAGCUACCGUUGAAGUGGAAUCAGUGAAACCGACAACGGCUGAUUACACUUAUCCUACACACAAGUCAUCCCACGAAUAUGUGACUGAGGCUCAAACUGUCAAGCCGACUCACAAACCGACUUACAAGCCACAAGCUACCGUGGAAGGUGAAUCAGUGAAACCGACAACAGCUGAUUACACUCAUCCUACACACAAGUCAUCCCACGAAUAUGUGACUGAGUCUCAAACGGUCAAGCCUACCUACAAGCCGACUUACAAGCCACACAAUACCGUUCACCCGGAGGAAGUGAAACCAACCACAAGCGCAUAUACGCACCCUACUCAGAAAUCUUCUAAGGAAUACGUCACCGUUGCUGUUCCAAUGAAGCCUACGUACAACCCAACUUCUAAACCACAAACUACCGUUCACCCGGAGAAAGUUAAGCCGACCACGAGCGCGUAUAUCGAUCUGACUCCGAAAUCUACUAAGGAAUACGAUACUGAUGUUAAUCCGAUGAAGCCUACGUAUAACCCAACUUACACACCACAUACUACUGUUCACGCGGAAAAACUGAAACCAACCACAAGCGCCUAUACGCACCCUACUCAGAAAUCGUCUAAGGAAUACAUCACCGACGCUGCUCCUAUGAAGCCUACAUACGGCUCAACUUACAAACCACAUACUACUGUUCACCCGGAAAAAUUGAAGCCGACUACGAGCGCAUAUACUGAUCUGACUCAGAAAUCUACUAAGGAAUACGGUACUGAUGUUAAUCCUAUGAAGCCUACGUAUAACCCAACUUACACACCACAUACUACUGUUCACGCGGAAAAACUGAAACCAACCACAAGCGCCUAUACGCACCCUACUCAGAAAUCACCUAAGGAAUACAUCACCGACGCUGCUCCUAUGAAGCCUACGUAUAACCCAACUUACACACCACAUACUACUGUUCACGCGGAAAAACUGAAACCAACCACAAGCGCCUAUACGCACGCUACUCAGAAAUCAUCUAAGGAAUACAUCACCGACGCUGCUCCUAUAAAGCCUACAUAUAAGCCAACUUACAAACCAGAAACUACCGUUGGAGCGAAAACGACGAAACCGGGUUCUCAUUCAGAUAAAUGUAAAUUCGUCGCUGGCGUUCAGAUUUGUACGAAUAAGGCUGUAUUUGAAGAUAUUAUAGAAUUUGUUUCGUAA
Molecule: messenger RNA, 9429 nt
Organism: Phymastichus coffea
Lineage: Eukaryota; Metazoa; Arthropoda; Insecta; Hymenoptera; Eulophidae
Product: mucin-17-like
Exons: 4
Coding region: 1-9429 (3142 amino acids)
Source: RefSeq, a predicted model, not a curated record